This is a messenger RNA of Urocitellus parryii (Arctic ground squirrel), 813 nucleotides long. It is a transcript of the gene Treml2, whose product is annotated as triggering receptor expressed on myeloid cells like 2. Gene Ontology annotation, biological process: T cell activation. Gene Ontology annotation, cellular component: cell surface. Lineage: Eukaryota; Metazoa; Chordata; Mammalia; Rodentia; Sciuridae. The record is from RefSeq and is a predicted model, not a curated record. Gene Ontology annotation, molecular function: signaling receptor activity.
AUGGCCCCCAUGUUCCUGCUGCUGCUGCUAUGGCUACAGGACUGUGUCUCAGGUCUCCCCGCUGAGAGCGUGUACACCAAAGUGCAGCACCUGGAAGGGGAGACCCUGUCUGUGCAGUGCUCCUACAAGGGCCGCAAAAACCGMGUGGAGGGCAAGGUUUGGUGCAAGGUCAGGAAGAGGAGGUGUGAGCCCGGAUUUGCCCGGGUCUGGGUGAAGGGGCCGCGUUACCUGUUGCAGGACGACGUCCAGGCCAAGGUGGUCAACAUCACCAUGGAGGCCCUCAAGCUCCAGGACUCGGGCCGGUAUUGGUGCAUGCGCAACAGCUCCGGGAUCCUCUACCCCAUGAUGGGCAUCCAGCUGGAAGUGUCUCCAGGGACCACCGGGCCAGCCUCUGUGACCGGCUACAGCUUCAUCAGUACCAGAGCCAUCACCACGGGACCCACAAAGACCACGGGACCCACGAAGACCACGGGACCCCCAUGGGUGACAGUAUCUCCCAGUGAUGCCAGAGUCUCCCCUGCCAUCCCUACAUCCAUCUCCACCACAUCCGGGUACCACAGCAGCCACUCGCCCACCACGGGAAUAUGCCACAACCAAUUACCCUCCUUCAGGCCCCCGGACUCUCACCUCACCGUGCUGCUGGCCAUGCUGACCUUCCUCCUAGCGUCCAUGAUGAUGGUCAUGGUCUAUGGCUUUUGGAAGAAGAGACACAUGGGAAGUUACAGCCUGUGCAAUGAUUCUGCUGGAGCCUGGGCAGAGCCACCAAGAAGACCAGAGCCCCUGUGGAAGCCGGCUGAGUUUGAGACCACUUAA